UACAUUAUAAAUAACUUGUUGCAUCAGUUAAUGAGUUCAUUCAUGUAAAUUCCAGGGUGCUAAGGAUAUUUUAAAGGACAUUGCAGUUUUAGAAUUGGAAAUUGCCUACUUGGAGAAGUAUCUGCUCUCGUUGUACCGUAAAACUUUCAAUCGACGAUUCUUGUGUUUGAAUACCAUAGAGGAGAAUCCGAAACCAAAUUCAGUGGCGCAAAAAGAAACGUUUCCUGAGGUUCUGGAAGGUGAUAUUAUGUCAGAGAAAGAAAAUCCACCAAAGAAAUUCAUUGAUGUUUGGGGAACUAAGAGAGUGUUAGAUUCUAGCAUUUUUCGGAGCCAUUCUACGCUCUCUCGGGGAUCGGCAUAUUCGGUUACUUCUCCAAAAAAGAAUGCUGAUAACUCUGUAGAUUUAUACCAUUCUCUUCCUUUGUCCAUGUUGGAGAAGGCUCAGAUGAAUACCUCGAAUGGACUAACCUUGGCAGACCAUUUCGUUUCCGAUCGUAUUCCCAAAACUCCGAACCAGCUUUCCGAGGAGAUGAUCAAGGCCAUUUCAACCAUAUAUUGUGAACUUGCAGACCCACCUUUGAAUAACCAUAACUUUUCUUCUCCUAUGUCUUAUUUAUCAUCAGUUGAUGAUAUGUGGAGCACCCCACGGUGUGGGAAAUUUUCAUCCUUGAACUUCCACAUCGAUAGCCCUUUUAACAUUGCGAAGUCGAAGGAAUCCAGCGGACCGACCUUCGAAAUGGUUAAGGUUCAAGGGAUUUGCAGGGACAGCAAAAGGUUACAAGAUAUUGAACAUAAGCUGCAAUAUUACAGGUCACUUGUUUAUCAGCUGGAAGAAGUUGAUGUUAGAAGGAUGGAACAUGAGGAAAAGCUAGCUUUCUGGAUCAAUGUACACAAUUCUCUGGUGAUGCAUGCAUAUUUGGUCUAUGGUAUUCCGAAAAACAAUCUGAAGAGAUUGUCUUUGUUACUCAAGGCUGCAUAUAAUGUUGGUGGCCAUACCAUAAGCAUAGACACCUUACAGUGUUCAAUACUUGGGUGCCGGUCACCUCGUCCUGGACAGUGGCUACGGUUUCUUUUUCCUUCGAAGACGAAAUUUAGGGUCGGUGAUCGUCGAAGAGACCAUGCAAUCGAGUCCCGAGAACCUCUCCUGCAUUUUGCACUUAGUUCGGGAAGCCAUUCGGACCCCGUGGUCCGAAUAUACACACCGAAAGAAGUGUUCCAUGAACUUGAAGUAGCAAAACAAGAGUACAUCCAAGCAAAUUAUAGUGUCAACAAGGAGCAAAACAUAAUGUUACCAAAGAUUAUGGAGUAUUUUGCAAAAGAUUCAGAUGUUUGUUCAGCUGGUUUACUGCAAAUGGUCGAGCAAUGUAUGCCUGGUGCACUGAAGAACAUUCAGCAAUCAUGCAAUAGGAAAAAUGGGAAAAUUAUCGAAUGGGUCCCUCACAAUUUUGCAUUCCAAUAUCUAUUUCCAAAAGAACUAGCUUAGUGAUAUAGGGUAUAUCUAGCCCUGUGAAAUUCAUU
This is a messenger RNA of Hibiscus syriacus, 1518 nucleotides long. RefSeq lists its product as uncharacterized. The transcript is spliced from 6 exons. Bases 248 to 1483 code for a protein of 411 amino acids. NCBI's taxonomy places the organism in Eukaryota, Viridiplantae, Streptophyta, Magnoliopsida, Malvales, Malvaceae. The record is from RefSeq and is a predicted model, not a curated record.